UACUUUUUUUUCUAUGCUGGAGAGGUGGGAGAUAUUGAACAUAUUUUGUUUAAUUGUGCUCUGCAUCGGAAUAACUCCCAAAUUUUGUAUCAGUCCCUCAUUGAUGCCGCUCCUAUUAGUGCCUUUUCUGCACUUUUUCACCCUGGAUGUAUGGAUCUUGUUGCACGACUUGUGGUUAGAUUCCUUGAUGCAUGUGGUAUCUGCUAGCUCAUGGUUCAUGGGUUGGUUUUAAUCAUUAUGUAUAUUAGCUAGAAUUUCAAAGAACUCCUUCGCUGGAGAAGAUCCGAAAACCCUCGACAUUUAGAACUUCUGAGAUUAGUCUCCUUCGCUGGAGAAGAUCCGACAAUCCUCGACAUUUGGAACUUCAAAACUCAGUCUCCUUCGCUAGAGAAGAUCCGAAAAUCCUCGACAUUUAGAACUUCAAAAUUUAGUCUCCUUCCUGGUGAAGAUCCGAAAAUCCUCGACGGAAGUCCGAAAUGGGCGAAUGAUCCUGGUAGUCGUGCCCAACAGUUUUUUGUGAAACGCUUCAUUAAAUUUGAUUAUUUCUAUACUGCCGUUUUGGAGAAUUUGACAGUGUUAUUAAAAACAAAAAUAGAUUUUUGAUAUAUCCCGUAAUUUUGGGUUUAAUUCGAAAGGAUGUCAGAAGACAAUGUCAGGCCAAAACUUCAGGCCAAGCACGACUGGUAUCAAACUGAAACGGCGGUGGUGAUUACUGUUUUGGUAAAAAACGUCAAGCAAGAGAAGUUGAGGGUCAAUUUUUCAGACUCGAAAGUUACUGUGGACAUACAGAUGCCUGAAUUCGAAGAAUGUAAUUUGUCAUUUAAUUUAUCCCAUAGAAUUGUUCCAGAUCAAUGCUGUUUCAAACUAACCCCGUCCAAGAUUGAAAUCAAACUAAAAAAAGCGGAGGGAUUGCGUUGGGAAAAGCUAGAGGGCGCAAUUAAGGAAACAACUGUUAAAGCAAUACCUCAAAGUAAAGACUGGUCAAAAGUUGAGAGGGAUAUAAAAAAGCAAGAAGAGGAAGAGAAACCUGAGGGCGAGGAGGCUCUUAACAAAUUGUUCCAAGAAAUUUAUAGUAAAGGUAGCGAGGAUAUUAAACGAGCAAUGAAUAAGAGCUACAUGGAGAGCGGAGGAACUGUACUAAGCACAAAUUGGGAAGAGAUCUCAAAGAAAAAGGUUGACAUUAAACCACCUGAUGGCAUGGAAUUUAAAAAAUGGGACAGCUAAACUAAACCAAUCCACAAAAGUGUUUUUACUAUUUAAAUAGCUUAUUUUUACUUGUAACUAAUAAAAAAAUCUUAC
Molecule: messenger RNA, 1299 nt
Organism: Cylas formicarius (sweet potato weevil)
Lineage: Eukaryota; Metazoa; Arthropoda; Insecta; Coleoptera; Brentidae
Product: protein SGT1 homolog
Exons: 5
Coding region: 637-1224 (195 amino acids)
Biological process (GO): protein stabilization
Molecular function (GO): protein-folding chaperone binding
Source: RefSeq, a predicted model, not a curated record